AGCCCAGACAAUGAAGUUGGCCCCGCUAUUGUUUGCAUUGCUGUUGGGACGCACCACUUGGGGCAGCAUCGACGACUUCGAGGAUGCCGUAGAAGUGACAACCGCGGGCCGCUUUUUGCCAGGUCCUGUGCAACUUUACACGGUUGGUCGCACUCGCCAGACGAAGAAAAUUAGGAAGGAGCUGGUGGAGGCCGCACUUAAUCACACACUGGAUAGCCGCAAGGUGGACAGAUAUUGUUGCUUCUGGGUGUAUCAGGACCAUCCAGCCAUUCCAGAGGUGUGGGAGCACCGCAGGGAGUAUCCAUUUGAUUUUGUGGAGAACGGCUGGUUGGUGAAGAAUCAGCGCAACUUCCAGGAACCACAAAAGGCGGAGUUGUAUUCAUAAGUUUGCCAGUCUCAGGCAUUGGCUAUUUCAUUUAAUUGCGUCCAGAGCACGUAGAGUUUGUUUCAACACGAAAUUAUAAUUAACUUUGUGCCGCCUUCGCGUCUGCCCCACUGUA
Molecule: messenger RNA, 500 nt
Organism: Scaptodrosophila lebanonensis
Lineage: Eukaryota; Metazoa; Arthropoda; Insecta; Diptera; Drosophilidae
Exons: 2
Coding region: 11-385 (124 amino acids)
Source: RefSeq, a predicted model, not a curated record